This is a messenger RNA of Aspergillus versicolor CBS 583.65, 1510 nucleotides long. RefSeq names its product oxidoreductase, short chain dehydrogenase/reductase family. The coding region runs from base 162 to 1022 and encodes 286 amino acids. The transcript has a single exon. Lineage: Eukaryota; Fungi; Ascomycota; Eurotiomycetes; Eurotiales; Aspergillaceae. Gene Ontology annotation, molecular function: oxidoreductase activity. The record is from RefSeq and is a predicted model, not a curated record.
GGGGUGUGAUGCUCACCAUUGACCAUGCCCUUCCUCGUAUAGAGUAUACAGCAAGCCCUAUUUAAACCCUCCAAUGGUUCCCUCUCUUCCAACACUGUCUGCUUCUCCAUCCAGAACUCCCCUCUCUCAUCAACUCUAAAUAGUCCAAGUUCAAGUCCAAGAUGUCCAACUUCAUCUCAACCACAAAACUCCACAAUACCCGCGUGAUCCUAAUCGGAGGAACAUCAGGGAUCGGGUUUGCCGUUGCCAGGGCAUCCCUCGAGCACGGCGCCUCCAUAAUCCUCGCCUCAUCAAGCCCUGAAAAGGUCCAAACCGCUAUAGAAAAACUCAAAGCGCUCUAUCCCGAGGAACCCUACAUCUCACGCAUCGCAGGGAAGCCGUGCGACCUGAGCAACGAUGAAACGAUUGAAGAUAACAUCGUGAGCCUAUUCAAAUACGCCACGGCCAAGGAUCUCUUUGGUGCAUCAGGGGGUGCUGGUGCUGGUGACGAUAUAGUCCCAAUCAACCAUAUAGUCUUCACGGCGGGCACAGUCCCGCGCAACCUACCAGCCACAGAUCCCGGCGUAGAUGUCGCCUAUAUCCGGUCUCUGAACACCGUGCGAUUCAUUGGUGGUGCUCUCGUUGCGAAACACGCGCCGACGUAUUUGCCCUCGCCGGCCUCGGCUUCCAGCUCCAUAACCUACACAUCGGGCGGGCUGAUCUCGCGGCCUAGACCUGGGAUGGCGCUUGGUAUUGCGGGUGGCGGGUCUGUUGAGGGGCUGGCGAGGGGGCUGGCUGUUGACUUGGCGCCGGUGAGGGUGAAUGUUGUUUCGUUGGGUCCUGUGAAGACAGAGCUGUUUGAUUUGUUUGGGGAUGAGAAGACGGUUGAGGGCAUUUUGGAGUCGUUUGGGAAGGAAACGCUCCUUGGGAGUGUGGGCGCACCGGGGGAUGCGGCGGAGACAUACUUGGGAUUGAUGAGGGAUAACUUUGUUACUGGGACGAUUGUGAGGAGUGAUGGGGGGUUUGCGUUGAAGAAGUUCUAGUCGUGUUAAAUCGUUCUUUUAGCUUGGUUGGUAGUAUAUGGUAUGGUAUUAAUUGUCGCAAUUGUAUAUUUUGCUGAGACAAAUACUAGGCUAGGCUAGAAACGAACGGGCAUUAUAUAACUUCGGAUACUCCAUACUCCUCCAUUUCUAUCUUCUCUCAAUGUAUCAAUUACUCCGGGGGGCGGUAGGCUCCGCCGAAUAUACUAUGACCCAGUCAACAUCAGCCCAUAUAUGAAAACCCUAGCGGGCAACUAACCGGUUGUACAGCCAUCCGAAAAGGCCUGUUGUUUCGUCAUGGCUACGCUUCGCCCAGCCGCUGUCGACGUUGUAGCUCUUCGUGUCUUGGAGUCCGGCGAAGAGGCCUCUACCUGCUGUUGGGUGCUAUUUGCGAAAGAAGUUAGUCAUGCCGUACAUGAUAAUAGCAGGUACCAAGGAGGCGAGAGUACACGCACCCGAGUAGGAUUUGUGGACUUGCGAACCCAAAGGUC